Ananas comosus (pineapple) is the source of this 3984-nucleotide messenger RNA. Its product is annotated as putative acyl-activating enzyme 19. Gene Ontology annotation, biological process: amino acid activation for nonribosomal peptide biosynthetic process. Lineage: Eukaryota; Viridiplantae; Streptophyta; Magnoliopsida; Poales; Bromeliaceae. The record is from RefSeq and is a predicted model, not a curated record. Gene Ontology annotation, molecular function: protein binding. The transcript is spliced from 18 exons. The coding region runs from base 35 to 3505 and encodes 1156 amino acids.
UAUACAUUUUUACCUUCUCUCUCCAUCGCGAGAAAUGCUCGGUGGAGGUGGCGGAGUCGGAGAAGAGGUGGCAGCGGAGGAGGAGCUCUGCUGCGUCUCCCAUGGCUUCUUCCGAUCGGCCUCCCGGAACCCUAGCAGCGUCGCCGUCGUCCACGCCGCCGCAGCCGACUCCGGCGAGCGCCGCGCGCCGCCGCGCCGGCUUUCGUACCCCGGCGACUGUUGCUUCACAUCCGCCGACCUCCUCUCCUCCGUCGCAGCCCUCAGCCGCCGCAUCAGGGCGGUGCUCGAUGGCGGGAGCGAUCCCGACCUCGGCCCAUCCCGAGGUAGUUCUACUGCUGAACCAAUGAUGUCAGCCUUGUCAGCUGAUGAAAACGGUUCGAAUACUGAAACAGAUAGAAUGCCUCAAAUAGUCGGAGUAUAUAGCGACCCUUCCGUCGAAUAUAUCGUUGCAGUGCUUUCAAUUCUCAGGUGCGGUGAGGCAUUUUUGCCAUUAGAUCCGUCGUGGCCGGAGGAGAGAAUACUAUCAAUCGUUACUUCCUCAAAUGCUGCUCUCAUUAUCAAUUGCCGGCCAUUAUGGCGUUUGGAAGGAACAGGGCGAUUAAAUGCGGCCGACUGGCUCGUUGAGAGGUGCAGUUGUUCGAUUAUGCAAUUUGACAUGAAACCUGGUCUUGGGAAACAGUUUGAUCAGCCUGACCUAGCCUGGCCCUGUGAGAACAAAAGGCAGCGGAAAUUUUGUUAUUUGAUGUAUACCUCAGGUUCUACUGGGAAACCCAAGGGUGUGUGUGGCACAGAGAGAGGUCUUCUAAAUCGCUUUUCGUGGAUGCAAGGAUUAAUCACGUUAUGUGCAGAAGAUGUUUUAUUGUUCAAGACAUCCAUAAGCUUCAUUGACCAUCUACAAGAGUUCCUUUCAGCUAUUUUGACUGGUACCAUACUCAUUAUUCCUCCUUUUGAGGAGGUAAAGGCUAACGCUGAAAUUAUAGUCCGUCUUAUUAAGGCGUACGGUAUAUCUAGACUGACCGCUGUUCCCUCAUUGAUACGUAUUUUUCUUCCUUUUCUGGAAAGAUCCUCUUUCAACCCUCUGAAGGUAUUAAUCCUUAGCGGGGAAAUUCUAUCUAUAUCUUUGUGGAGUAGACUGCAUGAGAUCCUGCCUGAUACUACUAUCUUGAAUCUCUAUGGAAGUACUGAGGUAUCAGGUGACUGCACCUUUUUCGAUUGCAGAAACUUACCGAGUAUUUUAGCUGUUGAGCCGCUGAGUAGCGUCCCUAUUGGAAUUCCUAUUUCUAAUUGUGACGUUGUUCUGGUCGGUGAAGCAGAUGAUCAUGAUGAGGGUGAAAUAUAUGUUGGAGGAGCUUGUUUAUUUGCAGGGUACUUUACUGAACUUUUGAAAAGAAAAUCUAUGAUGGAAAAUGCUAAUACAUUGUUCUUCAAGACUGGCGAUUUUGCCAGACGUUUGUCAAGUGGCGAACUUGUUUUUGUCGAAAGGAAAGACCGCUUAAUAAAAAUCAAUGGGCAGCGUGUUGCAUUAGAUGAAAUUGAGGAAAACUUGAGGGAACAUCCAGAAGUAAGUGAUGCGGCUGUAACUUUUCAUGAGAGCAGUGGAAAAUUUCCCCAUCUAAUUGCGUACUUGGUGCUGAAAAUCAAUGAGGAGACUGACGAAGAGCAUAAAGAAUAUAAAGAUUUGAUGACUUCUAUUAGAAGUUGGCUAGUCAGGAAGCUUCCACCGGUGAUGAUUCCUAGCUAUUACUUCCGUAUUCAAUCGCUGCCUGUUUCUUUCUCUGGAAAAAUAGAUUAUGCUAGGUUGUCUAGUUCAGAAUAUAUGCCAAUGCAGCAUACAAUUGAAUUUCAGAGCAAUUCAGCUGAUGAUCAUCUGCAGAUUAUCAAGAAGGUUUUUUCCAAUAUCUUACUAGUUGAGAAAGUUUCAGACCAUGAUGAUUUCUUUGCUAUGGGUGGUAACUCACUUUCUGCUGCUCAAGCUGCUUAUAAGUUGGGAAUUGACAUGAGACUGCUUUAUACCUAUCCCAGCCCAUUCAAACUUCUAAAUGCUAUUUUAGAUAGGAAUGAUCGACUUAAUAGUCCUUUCAACAAUGAUCAGCGUUCUGCGAAAAGAUUGAAAGUAUGUGACAGUAUACUGAACUCUACAGGAGAAAAAAGCCUACAGAUAAUUGCUCCAUGCAAUGCAGAUAAAGCAAUGAAUCACUGGGAGGAAAAUGCUAAAUCUCCUUCAACAUCCUCUUUGGACGUAGACCCUUCCUUGCCACUGGCUUCAGAUGAAACAAAUUUUAGAAGCCAUGAUCAGUGGGUGCUAAAUUUUGAUUUGCCUAAAAUGUGUGCGUUCAGUCGUUGCAAUCAAUUCUUGCAUGGUAGUGAGCACACUAUAGAGGGCGUAAAUAGAACAUGCCUAUCAUUUGAAAUUCCAAGAAACAGAAAAGGUGCGCUGCAAGAACUUUGGAAUGUUUUGCUGAAGUCAUGUGUUGAUGCUUCACCUUUGGCUGUGUUUGUGGAUGGCAAGAUGACCAUAUUUAUUGGAUCUCAUUCGCAUAUUUUUCUAUGCAUUGAUGCUUCCAGUGGCUCUAUAAGAUGGGAGAUCACAUUGGGAGGUCGUAUAGAGGGUUCAGCAGCAAUUACUGGUGAUUUCUCUCAGGUUGUAGUUGGAUGUUAUGAUGGGAAAAUCUACUUCCUCGAGUUUAUGACUGGGAAUAUCUCUUGGACUUUCCAAACAGAUGGAGAGGUUAAAAUGCAGCCAGUUGUGGACAGGCGAAGGGAUAUUAUAUGGUGUGGAUCCCAUGAUCAUCAUUUGUAUGCUUUAAAUUACAAAGAACAUUGUUGCGUUUACAAGGUCUGUUGUGGAGGGAGCAUUUAUGGUUCACCUGCGAUAGAUAUGGUACACAACAUAAUAUAUGCGGCAUCGACAAGUGGUCGUGUGACUGCUAUAUCUUUGAAGGUGCCUCCAUUCAGCGUCAUCUGGAGUUACGAAGCAGGAGCACCAAUCUUUGGUUCUCUUUCUACGGAUUCACUUGGUCAAAAUGUUAUCUGCUGCUUGGUGGAUGGGCAUGUGAUGAUGUUGAAUCCAAGAGGAGCUGUCGUAUGGAAGGCAAAUGUCGGUGGUCCAAUAUUCGCGGGACCUUGUGUAUCAUCCACCCUUGCUCCCCAGGUGUUGGUAUGCUCCCGGAAUGGAAGUGUGUACUCUUUUGAUACAAAAGGAGGGGAUUUGCUUUGGGAAUAUGAGGUUGGAGACCCAAUCAGCUCCUCUGCUUUCGUCGACGAGCAAAUUCAAGUAACAUCAGUAUCCUCCCAAUCAUCUGAGAGAUUCGCGUGCAUUUGCAGCAGCUCGGGAAGCAUUCAUGUGAUUAGGAUCGGUCCUGAUCCCAAUAAAGAGAAAACAGUGCGAGGAUUUGCCGUAAUGGACCUCGCGGGGGAUAUCUUUUCCUCGCCAGUGAUGAUUGGCGGCCGCAUCUUUGUCGGCUGCAGAGACGAUUACCUACACUGCAUUGAAAUUUCUUGCUGAAAACAACAAGAAUCAAGCCGAAGUUCUCCAUGGGUUUUUUUAUCAGAGAAACCGCUUAAUUCCGUGACCUAAGAAUACGUACAUCUGUCCGCAAGAGGAUGGCGAUGCUCGCAAGUAACGGAGAUUUAGUUCCUUAUCUGAACCUUGUUCUGCUGAAACGAACUGCAGGUGUAAUGUUGCGCACUCGCGGCAUCCAUGAUACGACAUUCGUGAUCGAUCGCUUAAUCAAGCGCGUGCGCUUGAAUCGUCGCACUAUAAAUAGUUCUGCAUCGGGGAUGACGAUGUCGAGAUACUCGGGCAUAAAAGUGUAGUAGCUCAUUUAAUGAGAUUAUAUUAUUUAAUGCUAGUGGGCUGGGUCGGAGUUAUAUAAAUUUGAUGUGGUAAAAAUGUUGAAAUGUGUGCAUGUAUGAUAUAAUUAAGGAGGGAAUAUUUUUUCCUGUAACUAUUUUGGUUGUUCUUUGAAGAGAUAUUUAUUUUUA